UUCGUCUUCAUUGUUGUACUUGCAAGGGCUAGCAAAGGACGUGCAGAAGAACCAUGUCCCUCUGUAAACUUUUUACUGUGCUGCUUGUGUGUGGAUUUGCACACAUCCAUACUGUUAAAGCUGCGGAACCCGCUUGGCCUUGUCCCAUAGACGAUUAUAUUUCGCCAUGCACCUGCAUAUCGGAUAUUUCAUAUCACGUGGAUAUUGAUUGUUCCGCUGUCACCGAUGAAUCUGAAAUCCGGAAUGCUUUUGCCCACACCUUCCCAUUCGAUGAUGUUUACACUUUCAAAAUUGAUAACCCAAAUUACAAAAACCCUAUAAUUAAUCUCACAAGUGGAGUCUUCGAUGACAAGUACUUUUACUCGGUGGAUAUAACAGGGACUCAGCUACAGGCUAUUGAAGAUAACGUCUUCGAUGGAUCACACGAUUCUCUUACUACCAUGAAACUGAGCGGCAAUGAACUGAAGAGUUUCCCUUUCCAAGUCUUGACGGAGUACAAGAAGAUCCGGUCACUCAAUUUGCAGAACAAUAAGUUAAUUGAGCUGCCGAAAGUGAAUUCUCCAUCGUUGCUGACACUCAUGAUGAAUGGAAAUACCAACUUGAAUCUUACAUUCGGAGACCAAACUUUUGUAGGUGCGCCCAACUUGAGAACGUUGUACUUGGCCAACACUGGACAGACUUACCUCGUACCGGACAUGUUCAGCACACUUCAGAACAUCGCAGAAAUUUAUAUCUCAGAAAACUCAAUUAAGGAACUGGACACACGUACCUUCUUCACUCCUCAACACACUAUCACAAAGUUGUACCUGGCCAACAAUGGAAUAAAUGAUGUACACUUGGGAGCUAUCAGCGGAAUGGCUCCAGACGGAACUAUCGACUUGUCGUAUAACGACAUCACUGUACUCGAUGAAACAAUUUGGCAGCCGAUUUUCGAGCAGAUUGUCAACGGUGGAUCCCUAAUUUUAGGCAACAACCCGUUGCAGUGCGGAUGCGACUUCAAGUGGAUCGUCAAUAACGACAACUACUUGAGCCUGAUCUCUCCCGAAAGCUCAUGUCAUGCUGGAGUGCUGGUGUCGGAAAUCAGCAAAGACUUCAUUAACAAUAACUGCGAUUAGAAAAAAUAUGAUUGAUGAAUGAUGUCAAAUUCCCAGUUAGAGUAUCAUUUACCAGUAGAAUGUGAACUGACCGUAGCUGCCACUGUCGCUUGUGCACCUACUGGCAAGAUGCCCAAAAUUAAAGUACUGAGGCCUGA
Messenger RNA from Hyalella azteca, 1252 nucleotides. Its product is annotated as oplophorus-luciferin 2-monooxygenase non-catalytic subunit. Gene Ontology annotation, cellular component: plasma membrane. Bases 54 to 1115 code for a protein of 353 amino acids. The transcript has 3 exons. NCBI's taxonomy places the organism in Eukaryota, Metazoa, Arthropoda, Malacostraca, Amphipoda, Hyalellidae. Gene Ontology annotation, molecular function: protein binding. The record is from RefSeq and is a predicted model, not a curated record.